AUGGCAUUUUCCAGUAUUUUCAAAGGCGAAGAAGGCAAGCCCUCCUUCAUGCAAAACACAACUAGUUUCUUCUCUUCCGUGCAAGCCAAAAGUGAUGAUUUACUAGGCAACUUAAAAAAGAAAACUACCAAUGCAGUGCAGCAACUGGCUUCAGUCGCGCCAGGCGGUGGAAUAUCUGAUUCAGGGCACAAAUCGAGAGAUGCAGAUGACGACAGCUCGGCCAGUGAAUAUGGGGAUGGUGGCGAUCCUGCAAUGUAUGCCGACGAGGCUCCGAUGGAAAGAAAACUCUCUUCAGAGAGUAUAGAUUCCUUACCACCGGAGGAGGCUGAAAAGUACAGAUCGGAUAUAAAACAAUUUGUAACGGCUAUGCUUUCGUAA
Rodentolepis nana is the source of this 378-nucleotide messenger RNA. NCBI's taxonomy places the organism in Eukaryota, Metazoa, Platyhelminthes, Cestoda, Cyclophyllidea, Hymenolepididae. The record is from the annotation of a GenBank genome assembly.